GCUAGUCUGGGACGAACGCGCCUCGCGGGCUCCCCUCCUCAACUCUCGUACUAUUGCGAAUUAUUCUAACCCCAAAUUCACAUCCCACUCAGUGGGCGCUGCAUACAAUAAUUCUAAAAGUUGUUUAACACCAAUGUAAUUCAAAAUUAAAAUUUCUAAUGAACUUGGGUGCUCUCGCAGAAUUUGGCGAUUGGCAUGAUCUGUAAAUCUAACUUGGUGCGGUCUGACCCUCGCUGGAGUUAGAAAAGGUCAAGAUGCCGAUCAUACAGUCAUGCUGCUGCUGGCGCAGCCUCCGCCGCGGUUGUUACGCGGCGGCGUUAUACACCAUGGUGUACUUCUCUAUCACAAUUGUGACCAUGGGCCACUUCAUAGAAGUGGAACAGCGGUACCUAAAUGGCGACAUGACAGAACCAGAAUCCGAGAGUUUUCUGGAACCAGAGAAGAUCACUCCGAUUACGGUAUCGCUGAACAUAACUCUGCUAGCUUGCAGCACGCUUGGGCUCAUCGCGUGCGUGAUGCUCGUCAUCGGCGUGUAUAAGGACAUCAAGUUUUUGCUCCUGCCGUGGGUGGUAGCUAUGGGCUUGGAGACGCUCGUAGAGAUCAUCAACUUGGUUUACCUUUUCUACCUCCAGACAAUGGAUUUCAACCCGAUUACGUCGUUUCUCUUCACACUCGAUUUCUUCAUCAUAAUGCUGAACAUCUAUGCGAUGGUGUGUGUCAUCUCGCAGUUCCAGGAGUAUCUGGACGGGCGCGGCACCGCUGCAUUUGAUUAUUCCGAUCGGUUGGCUAUAGUCCAAUACACGGCCACAGCUCAGCAGACAACCACCACCAGCUCCGCACCAAGCGGCAGGCGUCGUUCAGCUGGAAAACCCAUGCCGAGCCGCUGCGACCCUGAGGAUUUCUCCGAGGCGCCACCAGCUAAAACAAUCACUUCCGUGCUGUCGAAGGCCGCCAAGUCCGCCGUGAAGAAACACGUGCAAUUCCCUGAUGAACAGAGCUGCAUCGAAGAGGCCAUCGAGGCCCCAAAUACUAGCGAAAAUCAGGAGAAACCAGACGGCCGAGUGAUCAGCUCGUUGUGGAUGGAGCUGGAGUCGGAGACGCCGGCGCCGGAACGCUGACGCCGGCGCAGCGAGCAGUACUACCGGCCAGUCUCGCGCGCACGGAUCGAGCGCCGCAAGAUGUCUGCCGCCGGAGUACCGCCCGCAGAUGAAACCCACAAGGACUCCUACUUGUAAAUCACACGGAUCUGACAUCACCUUAAAGAUAACUCGUAUUUGAAUUGUGUACUUUCUACCGGAGGACGUUCAUUCAAUCAAUUCAAUCGAUCAAAAUAGGUACUUAUCACUGACUCCAAACGUCUUUCGGUGAAAAUAAACAUUCAACUUUGCCAAGCGAUUCAUAAGCUUCAAAAUAACUCGUUGAUCUCUAAACAUUUUUUAGAAACUAACGACAUUGCCUCACCAUGUUAUGACACAGUCGGUUAAAACAUUAAUUCGGUUUCAUCACGUAAACGAUUUUCUGAAAAAAGAAAUCAAUUUUCCCACGCAGCAUCGCAAUUUGUGUCAUCCAGUAACUUUUAUCUAUAGCAUCACUUUGUCAUGUUCCAAUAAAAAUAAAUUCCGGUGCGAUGAAAAGUAAAUGGUCAUGAACUUCGUUGGCGACUCCAUUAAUUAAUUGAUUGGUUUGUUCAAAGCACCAUUGUCAUAUUUAGUAAGCUUUUAAUUAAAAAUUCCUAGUUUGGUUAGGUUAGAAAUGACGAUGAAAUGUCAGGAUUAUUCAGUAAAAAAUAUUUUUCAGUUGCUGUAGAAUGCAAUCAUUAGACGAUAAACUAUGAAUACACACGAGGAGCGUCGUUUAUACCGGAUAUAGAAUAAAGGAAGCGCCGGUGUGCAACCCCCGCUUCCUUUACUGUAAAAGACAGUUGCACUUCGAUUCGAUGCAUUGAAUAUCAUUCUACAAUACGGUGCAGCAGUUCACUAAGUUUCACCUGAAACCUUCGAUGAUAUCCCGACUCAGUUAAUGUAAUACAUAAGGCAGCAAUUCAUUGACACGUUUCAGAGAUCACUGUUCUCAAGAAACGCAUAAUGCUUUUGGUAAAUUUAAAAUAACUAUAUUUCUGAAUAAUUAAUAAACACAUAGUCUAUCCUUCGAAAACAAAAAUGUACAUGGCACAUAUCUAUACUAUAAUGUUUCUAUAUUCACUUGAAAUAAACAAUUAUUCUUAAUGUACUGUAAUAAAUGAUGUAGAAAAUAACUAUUGAUUAAACAUCAUCUUAUAAUAAUAGUUUAAAAAUUAAAGACAUAGUGCUCCGAAAUUGGCUUCUUAGCUGAGUUCUACCUACUCGUAACUAACUGACAACCCUAAUCUAGACCAUGCGAGGUUAAAACUUCGAGGCUUAGACGGCGGGUCAUGCGAUGCCCUUGAACCGAUUUUAGCGGGCACCAACCGUCUGGGGUUAUACCUACCAUCUUCAUUGCAAAAACACACUUUAAAUGCACCUCCAUAACUUUUGCUGUGCAAAUACGUUUUAAGUUCAACUACUAUAUUAAGAUCUUUUGUUGAUGUAAUUAAGUAAACAAAUUUCUCUAUAAAUUCAAUUUAUUAGAAUAUUAAUAAUAUACGGGAUGUUAAAUAAUAAUUGCUCUUUAGUAAAAUGCUAUAUAAUAUAGUUAUUAUCUCAAAUAUUCUGAUCUGAGUAGACAGGAAAGUAUACACUGUAAAGCUAACUCCAAUUAAAUUUGUUCAAGCUGAAAACAUCUCUGCACCGGAAAAUUAUACUAUAAUCUCUAGUCUAUCAGAGUUGGGCUCGAUACCAACCAUUGUUAGCACACACGAGCUGGCAACUUAAUAAACCUAAAUAAAAAUAUGAUUAAAUUUCCAUAACUAAAUAUUUUUAAUUGUCAUAAAAAUAUGUUAUCUAGAUUUGCAAUAGUAAAUAUUUAUUAGGUUCAUUUCAGACAUGCACACGAAUGGAAAAGGCAUUGUACCAUAGGUUAUUGUAGACAAUUCGCUAUGUCCUGUACAAAAAUAAAAUUCUAAAUAUCCAAUAAUCAUACCUGUAAACGAUUAAAAUGAAACCAAUUCUAGACAUUUACAAUUUGCCUAAACACUUAUUACUUUGAUAAGAACUGAUAGAUAAAUAGCGUCAUAAAUGACAACGCAUAUCAAAAUACGACUCCGUAGAAAUAUUUUUAAGUAGAACGACGAAGCACAAACUACAUACUGGAACUAAUUUCCGCAGGGGAUAAACACUAGAGACACUCGCCGAUUAUUCACGGGCAAGUGAACAAAUAGACCUGUAGAUUAAAAUAAAACUGAUUUGCUAAACAUUUAUUACAGUUUAUAGCCUUUUAACAUGAUAAGUCGUUAUCAAAAUGAAUAUAAAAGUUCAAUACUUUUUUCUUUUCGAUAGAUGCUUUAACAAUUUAACCAUAUUGUCUAGUAGAAAAGUCUUUAUAUUUUCUUGUACACAUUUCAUCUACAUACAGUAUUAGAACUUGCCAAAUGAUAUUUAGUGUAACACGUUUAAUUAUUGAAACAAAUUCAAUGUGUAAAUGGCUAUUUACGAGUAUUAUCUUUAAGGUGACAUGAAUGCAGGGAGCGAACAGGGUACAAGCGAAGCUAGUCAUGUUUGUGGUAGCGAGUAAAAAGUACUGUAAGUGAUUUUGUAAGGUAUGUACGCCAACUUGCUGGCUAAUCGACUGUUUGCGAAGGACUAUUCAAGGAACACCAGCGUUACACCACAGGUUCAGUAAUUGUGUGAAACAUCCCACUGCCCUAUACGACCUUAUCAGCUCUGAAUACAGGACAUUUCUUAGACAUUUUAAAUGUAUACAAGCCUUUCUUAUUGUAAUCUUGUAAAUGCUAACUUAAAUACAGGAUUCAUUCCAAGUCGUCUGUUUAGUUCCUUUCCUUCACAUCUCCGUUAUAGUGCGGUAAGCAGCACUAUUAAGUAUUCUGAUAAAGAAAAUCUUAAUAAGCCUCUAUCCUGAAGUUGAAACAGCAAAAACUAGUGCAUAAAGUCUUGAUGUAGCAUCCUAUUCCUCACAAUUAAUAACUACAAUAACUCUGUGCUUGUAACAUUAGUAUAUUAUGAUGAAUAUAUACAAUAUUUUGAUGUUAUUAUCAUGAAAUGUAUAUGAAAAAUCCAAAAAAAAUAUAUAACUAUUACUUGAAAAGCUUUGACUACUUAGAUGUUAUAACCAACUAAGUACUGAUAGAAAGAUUUUAUUUGUAUUUUACUGUACAUACCUACCGCUGACUUAAAUCUAAAUUAAAUUGAUUAAUUUGUUUUAAUUUUUGUGGCGGCAUGUCUUAAAUUCGUUGAAUUGGAAUGUUAAAUUACGUUUUCCGUGGUCGGCUAUAACUGCGAGAAGCUUUGAAUUAAAUUUUUUUUACGACCGCCUGCAUAAAAUAAGACUUUUCUACCCUUUGAAGCAAUUAUUUUAAAAUGGAAGCCGUAUUUUAGUUUUCCAUUUACUGGAAUGAUGGGAAAUUACCUGCUCUCGUUGCUCAAUAACUUUAUAUCUCCUUAACAUUGCUUGCUAGGUAAUAGAUACGUAGGUACACUAUACUAGUAACUUGCAACAUGUUUAUAUUAGUGAACCGAAUAUUUACUAUUAAGAAUCUUACAUAUGUCUGUACAUGUAACCAAAAAACUUCAAUACAGUAAUAUAUGAACGUUUUUAAUAUUAUUGCAUAAUUAUUUGGUUAAUUUAUUCGAUUUAGGAACGUAUUAUGAUUCAUACCUUUCUUUGAAUAAGUAGUUUUAUGGCUUCCAUGACGCAUCAGGAUUGCUUCCGUUUGUAUAAACUACUUCGUGGUCCCGUAUAGAAAUAGCUUGGUGCGUCUUAUAAAUAUUUGUUUUGAGUCUGGGCGUUUUGGGACCGACCAUCCUGAUUUUCGAGUAAAGUAGUUUCGACUUCUGUACUACGUGAGACAGUUUGAUGCAUUUAUUAAUUGAUAAUCCAUUAAAUUUAAUUAUAACAUAGGUGUAUACGUAGUAAUGAAGGCAUCGCAGUCGUUAUAGUCAGAUAUGUAACAUUCAAUUUUGCUUCUCUACGUAUGGUAAUCAAAUUAAUAAUAUAGAUGUUAACAUAAUAUAUAGGUACAAGUAACUGUCCCGAGUUUUAUGAUUUAUCACUUUUUCCAUCAGUUUGUGUACUGAAGACACAUCUUUCAGUUCUUUUUAGUGCUACCGAGUUCUGUGAUUUCUGUUACUGCUCCAUGAUUUUUAAGCUUUACAUACAAGUUGGAGUUUAUUUAGUAUAAUUUAGAAUACAAAUUGUAUCGUAGGAUAACAUAAUAUAGUCUAUAUUUUGGUAAGAUAAUGCAAUUUUGUUUUUACCAAUUACUUUUCCUUUAAAAGGUUCAUUUCAGUUUUCGAGGUAUUUCUUAAUAUAUUAAGUUAGAUGAUGGUAAGAUUUUAAAUAUAUCUUGUUUGUUGUAGCGAUGUUCGUCAUCGAUUAUAUUACAUUAUAACCACGAAUAUAACAAAAUAAUUCAUUAGAAUAGAAAGUUUUCGGUGUCUAAAAUAAUCACAAUACUAGCCAUCAAUAUCGACCUGCGGGUUUUGUCACUGAACAAACUCUACAAGUUUAUAAUAGUUUCAUAGAAAUGAAACCAUAAAUAUAACUAAUUAUAAUUUGACUAUAAAAUUUAUUAACAUUCCCACCAAUAUCUAUUUGUCUCUGUGCCUCUUCUUAUAAAAACGUGGUUGGAUUACUUGAUGGUUAGUAUAUCAUAGUCAAUAUUGCAGAUCCAGUAGAGUCAGGUACCUUCUCCAGUAGCAUAGCGCUUCUUAGUUAAUUCAUGUAUGUUAGCCAAGUAACAGUACGAUAAGGCCUUCUCCAGAUGACAGGGGCUAGACGCGCGUUAAUCGCUGCCAUGGGGUUUUAUUGGAACAACAUUGUUUACAUGCGAACCCAGAUUUUACUCUACGAAUGUUUAAUCAACGCGCGUCGGACGCCUGUAAUCUGGUCGAGCCCUUAGUGUAAUAGUUUGAACAUAAAUGUCAUAAUAUUACGAAAUAUAGUAGACGGUGUCAGUAAUUAUGCAAACAUUUAAUGUCACGUUUUAUCCGUAAAUAUAAUAUUGGUGUUAAUCUCUAAAGACUAUUCCUGCGCUAUUUCAUGUCGACCAUAAUUUAUAUUUUCGAGUAACGUAUAAUUUUAAAGUAAGUAUUAAGUUACGUUAAUUAACUGUUAUU
Molecule: messenger RNA, 6209 nt
Organism: Manduca sexta (tobacco hornworm)
Lineage: Eukaryota; Metazoa; Arthropoda; Insecta; Lepidoptera; Sphingidae
Exons: 10
Coding region: 255-1118 (287 amino acids)
Source: RefSeq, a predicted model, not a curated record